Messenger RNA from Hevea brasiliensis (rubber tree), 1288 nucleotides. Its product is annotated as putative lipid phosphate phosphatase 3, chloroplastic. Gene Ontology annotation, molecular function: phosphatidate phosphatase activity. The record is from RefSeq and is a predicted model, not a curated record. NCBI's taxonomy places the organism in Eukaryota, Viridiplantae, Streptophyta, Magnoliopsida, Malpighiales, Euphorbiaceae. Bases 186 to 1190 code for a protein of 334 amino acids. The transcript is spliced from 9 exons. Gene Ontology annotation, biological process: phospholipid metabolic process.
CAGAGCCGUCGUCAUUUAGUCCACUAUAUGUAUCAGAAAAUGAAAACUGCUCUUUUGUUUCUCUUUCCCUCAAAACCUACGCCGACGCCGGUGCUGUGGAAAACUUACAUUAUUCGAAAUACAAAUCCAAAUUUGUCAUUGAAGAAUUCUUCUGAGAGAAUAUAUAUCACAGUGUUUGGUUUUCAAUGGCGUGGAGGAAUUUGUUAUCAUGGUUUUCUCUUCAGAAUUUCAGAGGUUUGUUUCAGCAGGAAGGCAGAAUGAGGGAGGUGGAUCUCGGAGCACACACCAUUAGAUCUCAUGGAGCCAAACUUGCAAGGAACCACAUGCACGACUGGCUUAUAUUACUCCUCCUUGUAGUGAUAGAGAUCAUUCUGUAUAUCAUCCAUCCAUUUUAUCGCUUUGUUGGAAAGGAUAUGAUGGAAGACCUUAAAUAUCCUUUCAAAGACAACACUGUGCCUACAUGGUCUGUGCCUUUGUAUGCAGUUUUGUUGCCCAUUGCCAUUUUUAUUUUCUUCUACAAUAGAAGGAAAGAUGUUUAUGAUCUGCACCAUAGCAUUUUAGGCCUAUUGUUUUCUGUUUUGAUUACUGCUGUCAUCACGGAUGCCAUAAAGAAUGCAGUUGGUCGGCCCCGGCCUGAUUUCUUCUGGCGUUGCUUUCCUGAUGGAAAGGAAUUCUAUGAUCGGUGGGGAGAUGUGAUAUGUCAUGGUAAGGAUAGUGAUAUAAAAGAAGGACAUAAGAGUUUCCCAAGUGGUCAUACUUCAUGGUCAUUUGCUGGCUUAGGAUUUUUGUCAUUGUACUUAUCUGGUAAAAUCAAAGUAUUUGAUCGCAGAGGGCAUGUGGCAAAAUUAUGCAUCAUUUUUUUGCCCCUACUUGCUGCAUCUCUCGUUGGCAUAUCUCGGAUCGACGACUACUGGCACCAUUGGCAGGAUGUGUUUGCUGGAGCUCUAAUAGGGCUCGUUGUUUCAGCUUUUUGCUAUAUGCAGUUUUUCCCAGCCCCAUAUAGUGAAGAAGGAUGGGGACCUUACGCAUAUUUCCAAGCUUUGGAGGAGUCACGUUCUAAUACAAAUGGUGGGCAGCCUGCAAAUGCACUGAAUAUGCAGGCCAUGGAUGUACAAGUGGCGAGCUUAGAACUCCGGCAAAUUGGCAAUGGAUUUAGGUUGUUGGAUGAAUUGGAAUCAGGAAGGAGGUGAACUUGUAUAUUUUGUAUUUUGUUUUAAUUCAGAUUAUGUACAUAUACAUUAUAAAUUGUGGAAGUUUUUACCUUUUGGGAGCCGAGAAACAUUAGAAA